AUGCUAGCAUCUCCAGCGGGCGACGCGCCGAGCCAGAGGGAGGCCUGGAAGAGCCUCCCUCCUCCCAUCUUGUACCCAGUGCAGGAAGCCAAGUUCGAGAAAUACAUUCCACCCCAGGCAGACGGUCAUGAGAAAGCAUUAGCACAGCCCGAAGGCACUGCAGCGAUCGUAAUUGAUAAUGGCUCCUCUACUGUCCGGGCAGGAUGGUCCUUCGAAUCGAAUCCACGGCUUGCAAUACCUCCGAUAAUGGCCAAGUACCGCGACCGAAAGCUUGGAAAGACCUACUCCUUUGCCGGCCAGGAUUGUUACGCCGAUACCACCGCGCGAGGGCACAUCCGGAAUGCAUUUGAAGCCGGGACCGGUAUAGUGAGCAACUGGGACGUCAUGGAGCAUGUUCUGGACUAUACAUUUAUUAAGCUGGGCCUGAACGGCGUCGAAGGCGCGGUAGACACGCCCAUCCUCAUGACAGAGGCUGUCGCGAACCUCCCUUACUCGAGAAAAUCAAUGACCGAAAUCAUAUUCGAAUGUUACGGCGCACCGGGCCUGGCAUACGGCAUCGACUCCCUGUUUUCUUACAACUACAAUAAAGGCAAGACGGGUCUGGUCGUCUCCUCAUCCUACAGCGCGACGCACGUCAUCCCGGUUUACAACUCUAAGGCGAUGCUAGCUCAGGCAAUCCGGCUGAACUGGGGCGGGUGGCAUGCCGCCGAGUAUCUCCUCAAGCUCAUACGCCUGAAAUACCACGCCGGCUUCCCAGGAAAGCUCAACUCAUCGCAAGCCGAACAUAUGGUUCGGGAAUUCUGCUACGUCUCGGAAGACUACGACCAAGAAUCGGCGCGUUAUCUCGACUGGACCGGCUUGGAGGACAGAGAGCGGAUCAUCCAGUACCCGUAUACAGAGGAGGUCAUCGUGCAGAAGACCGAAGAAGAGCUGGCCCGAGUUGCUGAGCGGAAGAAGGAGAGCGGCCGGCGACUCCAGGAACAAGCCGCGAAGAUGCGGCUUGAGAGGCUCAUGAAGAAAGAACGGGAGCUGGAGUAUUACAGGGACGUGCAGCGCAAGCUCGUCGACCAGAACAAGAAGGAGACGAAGCGCCUUCUCGACGAGGCCGAAAUGAAGGAUGAAGCCGCCCUGGAACGGGCGAUCAAAGAACUCGACAAGUCGAUCAGGCGGGCGCGGACGAAGGAUCUGGGCGGAGAGCAGGAGGAGGAGCAGGAGCUGCCCAACUUUGACCUGCUGGAGGUUCCCGACGACCAGCUUGACGAGGCCGGUGUAAAGCAGAAGCGGCAACAACGGCUCAUGAAGUCGAACUACGACGCCCGGGCUCGCGCCAAGGCCGAGAAGGAAGCGGAGAAGGCCCGCAUCGCCGAGGAUGCUCGGCUCGACGAGGAGAGGCGGACAAAUGACCUCGAGGGCUGGCUGGAAGACAAGAGGCAGGCGCACCUCGCCAAGCUCGCCCUUCUCAAGGAGAGGGACCGCCUCAAGGCGGACCUCGGCAACCGCAAGUCGCUCGCGAGCCAGAUCCGGAUGAAGAACAUCGCGAACCUGGCGUCGGACGCCCCCGCGGGCACGUCGGGGAGCCGGAAGCGGCGGCGCGCCGGGGACGACGACGACUUUGGCGCCGACGACGCCGACUGGGGCGUGUACCGCAGCGUCGCCAUGGGGGCCAACAAGGGCGACAGCGACGACGACGAGGAAGGCGAGGAGGACCUCGAGUCGGCCGUGCGGGCACUCGAGCAGGACCUGCUUCUCUACGACGAGAACUUCACCUACGAGAACACCCUCGAGGCCCAGAAGGACUGGUCAAAGUCCCUCCUGCACGCCUUCCGCUACGGGCCGCGCCCCUUCGACCCGGCCUCCGCCGCCGAGACGCACCGCCUCCACCUCAACGUGGAGCGCAUCCGCGUCCCCGAGGUCAUCUUCCAGCCGGGCGCCGUCGCGGGGCUCGACCAGGCGGGCCUCGUCGAGAUCGCGGGCGACAUCCUGACCCAGCGGCUGGCGGGGGUGGCGGACGGAGGCGACGAGUUCCUGCGCGACGUCUUCCUGACGGGCGGCAACACGCUCUUCCGGGGCUUCGACGAGCGCCUCCGCGCGGGCCUGACCGCCCUCCUGCCCGCCGGCUCGCCGCUCGCCGUCCGCCGCGCCGCCGACGCCCGCCUUGACGCCUGGAGGGGCGCCGCCGCAUGGGCCGGCUCCGACGACUGGAGGAGGGCCCUCGUCACGAGGGAGGAGUACCUCGAGAAGGGGAGCGAUUAUAUCAAGGAGCACGAUCUCGGAAAUGCCUUCUCAUGA
Molecule: messenger RNA, 2289 nt
Organism: Phialemonium atrogriseum
Lineage: Eukaryota; Fungi; Ascomycota; Sordariomycetes; Cephalothecales; Cephalothecaceae
Product: actin-like protein arp5
Exons: 4
Coding region: 1-2289 (762 amino acids)
Biological process (GO): regulation of DNA-templated transcription
Cellular component (GO): cytoplasm; Ino80 complex
Source: RefSeq, a predicted model, not a curated record